AAACUGAGAAGUGAGUGUUACAGUGAUUACAUAUUUCUAUCUGCAUUCAAUACAGAAAACAGUAGUUAGUUACGUACUAAUAUUUUAAUCUGAUCGUUUAAUAUUAGAGUACAAACCAUUGAUAAUUUAACAAUGUCUGAAUGUAAUACAGUGACCAUCCGCAAGGCUGAAUUAGACGAUAUGCCGCAAGUAUUUCAAAUGAUAAAGGAACUCUCAGACUUUGAAGACAUGGGUCACAAGGUAAAAAUUGAUGUAGAAAUCUUGAAAAGGGAUUUGGCAGAAAAAUCUCCUGCUUUCCAAUGUAUCGUAGCAGAAGUACCUGAUGGCAAAUUAAUAGGAUAUGCUGUGUAUUCUCAGAUUUACUCAACUUUUGACGGCAAAACUGUGUACUUAGAAGAUUUGUACGUUAGUCCAAAAUACAGGGGUUUGAAAGCCGGUAAAAAUCUCUUUCUGACUGUCAUGAAAAAUGCUUAUCAAGAUGGCUGCAGACGCGGUUUUUUUCACGUUCUGACAUGGAACCCAGCUGUAAAAUUCUACCACGAACUAGGAGCCGUUAAUGUUACCCAGAGAGACAACUACCAAAUAUUAAGAAUGGAACAAGAAGUCUUUCAGAAACUAUUUUCUUAAUGUACUUGUUAUAAUUUAAUAAACGGUAAAACACUUAC
Molecule: messenger RNA, 665 nt
Organism: Diabrotica balteata
Lineage: Eukaryota; Metazoa; Arthropoda; Insecta; Coleoptera; Chrysomelidae
Source: the annotation of a GenBank genome assembly